Molecule: messenger RNA, 1863 nt
Organism: Talaromyces stipitatus ATCC 10500
Lineage: Eukaryota; Fungi; Ascomycota; Eurotiomycetes; Eurotiales; Trichocomaceae
Exons: 3
Coding region: 1-1752 (583 amino acids)
Source: RefSeq, a predicted model, not a curated record
AUGGAUUCUUCUCAUUCCAAAGUGCAGUCUUCAGGAAGACACCGACAACGAAAAGCUCGAUUUCAUAGUAAAGGAUGGGUAUACCUUCCUCCAGAGUCAAAUGAAGCAAUCCUGCCGAAGCAUGCGCGCUCCAGUGCAAUACAAGCUAGCCAUAUAAUCGACAAAAGACUUCGGUCUAACGUCAUUCCAAAGCAAAGUUCGUCAAAGGUGAAGAAGACAUUCGCCGAAAGAACCAUCGAAAAACGCAAGAGAGCUUUUGGAAAAGGUCUAAAAAAGUUGAAUCAGUCUGCAAAUCUGCCAGCGAGAUAUCACAAUCCAGGUGGCACGGUGGAAGAACGUGAAGAGACCAUAGCCCAGGAAAGUGUACAAUUUGUUACGUCGGUGGAUGAUGGUAUUUCGUCUUGCAGCAGCCUUACGGAUUUGGGUGAUCUAUCGGAAGAGGAGGUAGACGUGAUUGAUACACAAUGCCGACAGGAGAACGGUGAUGAGACGUUGUCCAAUACAAACCCAAGGACACAAGAUGAGAAAGAGCCUGGUCCAAAGAUUAGUCAUGAAGGUCAUCUUUCAGAAACCCAUUUAAGAAAAAGAAUGCAGUUGCUAGAGCAACAAGUGACCAGACUCAUGGUUCGAAAGACAGAAGAAGAAGCACAGUAUCAACAUACAAUAAACAAAUUACUCGAGCAAAACUAUAACCAAAAUCUCAGACUCAACAUGCUGAGGACUGGUAAGAAGGGCGAAAAACCACAGUCAACGACCAAUGACCUCCUUACAGCCGAACUCUAUGCGCAAGAUCAAGAGAUUCGACGUCUGAAAUCAAAUCUGAAUGAAGCUCUUCGUCUGAAUGAAUUGUUAUCACCGCAUUCGACUAAGACAUAUGCUGUUGAGAUGGCCAAGUCCACUCGACAGCUCAUGCAUCAGAUCGAAUCGUCCGUCAUAUUUGCUGCUGACAUGCUGUGUCAGGCUCUUAAUCAACCUCUUAAGCAGUCACCUCAUGAACGACUUGGUAAUUUCAUCUUGGAGAGCAUUGGCAGUGUAGAUCUUCUACAAAGCCAUUCAUCGGCUGCAUUCCGAGCCAUGAUCUUCAAGUUCAUUCGUGAAUGCAUUUUCUACUCAGAGGGCAUGUGGACAACCUUGCAUUUCGAAAGUUUGAUGUUGAGAGUGUAUCAAACUGCUUUACAACAAGCAGUUACUCCUGAGUUUCUCGAAAGAUUCCAUCGAGCAGCACUGCACCUAUUGCUACAAGACAGCAAUCAUUUCAAAGAGGCCUUUGUCAUACCACAUGCUGAAAUCCUGACGAUCGACAUUAUGCACCUACUAGGCCCAUAUCUAGAUAAUACUUUGCUGCAACAAUCCCACCAUGAGGAUCGUCUCAAAAAAUGCAUAAGAGAUCUGUUUUGUGACGCCAUCGAACUACGAGCAUCUUACUUUCCGCCGCCUGGGACACGGUAUGAGUUGAUUCAAUUUAAGCCUGGCACUGUUUAUAACCCAGAGCUCAUGCAGGUGCAACCAAUCCCUAUAGAGAGCAUGAAUGUACCACCAGAUGACAGUAAAUUACUCCGCAUCAAAGUCUGUGUUCACGGCGCGAUCAUUGCGCAUCCGACCCAGGAAAUUUCAUCUGUAGGGCUGGAUAGACUCAAAGAUUGGAGCCAGUCUUUUAUUGAAGAUAUGGGAGACAAGGAUAGUGAUGUUACUAUGUGGAAGGGGAAGCUAACAAGUGAAAAAGCCAGUGUCAUUCUGGACCUCCAGGAAUAGAUAAUUCCAAGCGGGAUAUGACAGAAGACAGCGCUCAAUAUUCUGAUAUAGAUUUUACUCAACAUACCUAAAUGACAGUCACGACAAUAUUUCGAAGGUACGCUGCAAUGG